AUGAACAUCCCUCACCUGGACAGAAUCACGGAAAUUGGCUCUCUUCAAUGCAGCAUGACCAUGAAUGAGCAAGCAUCCGACAGCCUCCUGACCCGUGCCACUGUACGCCCUCAGUUUGCCAAAACUUCCCCAAGCCUCGGUAGCAAUGUCACACUGGGCAUAGCUUUGUCGACUUGUUUGCUCCAACAUCCUGUGGCUUGGACUCCAUGCCCAACAGAAACCGCUUUUCCUUGGACAACCUGCUGCCCAUCAACUGAUUAUGGACUGACAUGCAGAGAAUGGCUUGACUUGCUCACCGCCACCAGCGUUUGCGUUGCACCAUCAUUUGUUUCCAAGUCAUUACCUCCAUUCCUCUGUUGCGCAAGCCACAGUAGGGCUACCACCGGAUGUAUGUCACGAAAAACAGAGUGCCUGAUGCUAUCAUAUAAGUACCCUUGUACUCUUCUCUUACCACGCGGUAAAGCAUCUUUGCACCAAACACCAUAUUCUCUUCCAUAG
This is a messenger RNA of Bipolaris oryzae ATCC 44560, 498 nucleotides long. RefSeq lists its product as uncharacterized. The record is from RefSeq and is a predicted model, not a curated record. The coding region runs from base 1 to 498 and encodes 165 amino acids. The transcript has a single exon. Lineage: Eukaryota; Fungi; Ascomycota; Dothideomycetes; Pleosporales; Pleosporaceae.